This is a messenger RNA of Yamadazyma jaroonii, 1335 nucleotides long. Lineage: Eukaryota; Fungi; Ascomycota; Pichiomycetes; Serinales; Debaryomycetaceae. The record is from the annotation of a GenBank genome assembly.
AUGAUAUUUGGUAUCCCUGAAUCUUUUGACAUUGAAGUAGACUUAGAGCCUACUUUGAUCCCCCAUAAGAUGGAGAUCUCAUUGUUCUCCAAGUUUGAUGCUCCCAAAUUGACUGACUUGGAUAUUCUUACUCAAAAAUUCCAAAAUCUAGUUACUUUACAAAACAAUGAAGUAGAGAAGUUGAUAGCCUUUGAAACUGAAAGAAUACGGAAAAAGAAGGAAGAAGAAGAAAGAAUUCGAUUAGAAAAAGAAAAACAAGCUCGUUUGUUGGAAGAAAAGCGUAGAAAAGAAGAAGCUGAAGCAUUGAAGAAACAAGAAGAGGAAAGAAAAUUGAAAGAAGAAGCUAGAAGGAAAGCUGAAGAAGCUGAAAAAGAAAAACAAAGAUUAGAGAAAGAGAAGAAGGAACGUGAAAAUGCUCAAAAGCUAGAAUUGGAACGUCAAGCCAAACUUAAACAACAAAAAAUCGAUGAAGAGAAUAAUAAAUUUUUAAAGAUUGAAAAGGAAUUCAUAAAGCAUAAGGAAAAGAUCAAAAGCAUUAAGACCGAUAUAGUUGAACAUGUUAAUGCAAAUAAGGAAUUGAAAAAACAAAUUGGUGUAGUCAGAAGAAAGAUCAAUCCUAAAUUCGGUCAAUUAUCCAAUAGUAUGACCCAACUUAAUAAGAUCACCAAUGACAUAGUGGAAAUUCUUAGCUCCAUUCCCCCUGAUGCUCCAUAUGUAUUACCUUUUAUUUUCAAUUUCAUAUGUAAAGCCAUAGUUUCUCAAGCUGAGACCGAAAUCGUGGUACAACCCAAAGCAGCAUUACCAUUAGCCAGAUUGGUUUCGAAUCUUCUUGAGAGAUUCCCAGCUUUGAAUGAAUAUUUGUUACCCAGAUUAGUUAAAAAAUGUCCAAUUAUUAUAGGAUAUUCUUGCUCCAUUGAUACUGAAGAAGGAAGAAUGAAAAUGGGUUGGAAAAGAAAUAAAUCCACUAACAAAUGGGAAGAAUCUGAUAAAUAUGAUGAAAGAGUAUCUGGUAUAUGUUCAUUGUUUGCAGUAUUAACCCGUUUAAAUAACCCUUACUAUCCUAUAUCAAUGUCUUGGUCCAUGUUAGCGAGAAUUGCUAACACUGAUUUAAAACUAAUUACAAACGUACAUUUUUUCUGUGUUGCCAAUUGGUGGGAAUCAUCAGGUAGAUUCUUUGUAUCAGUUUAUAAAAACCAAGCAGCCAAAUUGUUGAGUUUAUUGAGUUUAGAAAUGACUAACCAUUUCAAAUCAUUACCUGCAGCAACCAGAUUGAAAAUUUUGGGUGAAGAAGGUAUUUCACCUAAUAUGAACACUCUCAAAGAGAUGGAACGAUAA